UCCAGCGACGCCGCCAUCUUUGUUGAUGUGUCAGUUCCGCGGGGCUUCAGGGCAACCGCGCGGGGGUGCUGCGCUGUGUCUGCUUUGCUCCCCAUAGCCGUCGGGUCUCUGUCUCGCGGUCUGUCAGACCCCGCUAUGGAGAAGUUGGCCCUUGAGCUGCAGCGGCCUCGAUAGAGGUGCCAAGUGGGAUGUAAAACGAAGAGCAGGAGCAGGUUUGAAGAAAUGCAGAGCGAGUUGGUGCCAAUCACUAUGUCAGAGACAGAGAACAUAGCCUCCAUUUCUUCUGAUAAAAAUACUGGGAUAGCAUUAGAGUCCCAAGAAAACUCUUGCAACUUGUUUUCUGGUGAUGAAAACAGCAGCGCUGAAACUGACUCCAAACUGAUGCCAUUAAACUGUGAUUUAUGUCAGUCCGUUGAUCAAGACAGUCAAAUCGAAGCACAGGAAACUUACCUUCCAAAUCAUGGUGGGGGUGAGGAUUCUUGUACCAAAACAGACAUGUGCCCAGAAAGCCCUGAACAAAUAGCCAGUUUUCCUAGUGAGGAUUUUACAAAGCAAGUUUCAAAAUCAAGUGAAACCGAACAGACAGUAACGCAAAUAUUGGCGGAAUUAAGGUCAUCUACAUUUCCAGAAGCAGCUAAUCAGAAGACUUAUUCAGAAAGCCCCUAUGAUACAGACUGUACCAAGAAACUUAUUUCAAAAAUAAAGAGUGUUUCAGCAUCAGAGGAUUUAUUGGAAGAAAUAGAAUCUGAGCUCUUAUCUACGGAGUUUGCAGACCACCGAAUACCAAAUGGAAUGAAUAAGGGCGAACAUGCACUAGUUAUGAUUGAAAAGUGUGUGCAAGAUAAGUAUUUGCAGCAGGAACAUACCAUAAAGAAGUUAAUUAAAGAAAAUAAGAAACAUCAGGAACUCAUCUUAGAUAUUUGUUCAGAGAAAGACGAUUUAAGAGAAGAAUUGAAAAAAAGAACAGAAACAGAGAAGCAGCAUAUAGGCAUAAUUAAACAGUUAGAAUCAAGAAUAGAAGAACUUAAUAAAGAAGUUAAAGCUUCCAAAGAUAAACUACUAGCUCAAGAUAUUGCAGCUAAAAAUGCAGUCCAGCAACUACACAAGGAGAUGGCCCAUCGGAUGGAACAGGCCAACAAGAAAUGUGAAGAUGCUCGUCAAGAAAAAGAAGCAAUGGUAAUGAAGUAUGUAAGAGGUGAGAAGGAAUCUUUAGACCUCCGAAAAGAAAAAGAGAUACUUGAAAGAAAACUCCGAGAUGCAAAUAAGGAAUCGGAGAAAAACACAAACAGAAUUAAGCAGCUUUCUCAGGAAAAAGGACGGUUACACCAGUUGUAUGAAGCAAAGGAGUGCGAAGCUACUAGACUUAUCAGAGAAAUAGAAAAAUUAAAAGAGGAUAUCAGUUCACACAUCAUUAAAGUGAAAUGGGCACAAAACAAAUUAAAGGCAGAAAUGGAUUCACACAAGGAAACCAAAGAUAAACUCAAAGAAACAACAACAAAGUUAACCCAGGCAAAGGAAGAAGCAGAUCAGAUACGAAAAAAUUGUCAGGAUAUGAUAAAAACAUACCAGGAGUCAGAAGAAAUUAAAUCAAAUGAACUUGAUGCCAAACUUAGAGUCACAAAAGGGGAACUUGAGAAACAAAUGCAAGAAAAAUCUGACCAGUUAGAGAUGCAUCAUGCCAAAAUAAAGGAACUCGAGGAUCUGAAGAGGACAUUUAAGGAAGGCAUGGAUGAGCUUCGGACCCUGCGAACAAAGGUGAAAUGUCUAGAAGAUGAACGAUUAAGAACAGAAGAUGAAUUAUCAAAAUAUAAGGAAAUUAUCAAUCGCCAAAAAGCUGAAAUUCAGAAUUUAUUGGACAAAUUGAAAACUGCAGAUCAGAUACAGGAGCAGCAUCAGAGAGGUCAACAAGAAAUUGAAAAUUUGAAGGAAGAAGUGGAAAGUCUUAAUUCUUUGAUUAAUGACCUACAAAAAGACAUUGAAGGCAGUAGGAAAAGAGAAUCUGAGUUGCUGCUGUUUACAGAAAAGCUCACUAGUAAGAAUGCACAACUCCAGUCUGAAUCCAACUCCUUGCAGUCACAGUUUGAUAAACUUUCCUGUAGUGAAAGUCAGUUACAAAGCCAAUGUGAGCAAAUGAAACAGACAAAUGUUAAUUUGGAAAGUAAAUUGCUACAAGAGGAAGAAUUACGGAGAGAGGAGGUCCAGACUCUACAACUAGAACUUACUGGUAGACAAGCAGAAGUUAAAGCUUUAAAUACCCAGGUAGAAGAAUUGAAAGAUGAAUUGGUAACUCAAAGACGUAAACAUGCCUCUAGUAUUAAGGAUUUUACUAAACAACUUCAGCAAGCACGAAAAAAAUUAGAUCAAGUUGAGAAUGGAAGCUAUGACAAAGAAGCCAGCAGCAUGGGAAGUCGUUCUAGCUCAUCAGGAUCCCUCAAUGCACGGAGUAGUGCAGAAGACCGCUCCCCAGAAAAUACCGGGUCUUCAGGAGCUGUGGAUAACUUUCCAGAAGUGGACAAGGCCAUGUUAAUUGAGAGGAUAGUAAGACUACAGAAAGCACAUGCCCGAAAAAAUGAAAAAAUAGAAUUUAUGGAAGAUCACAUCAAACAAUUGGUUGAAGAAAUUAGGAAAAAAACAAAAAUAAUCCAAAGUUACAUCUUACGGGAAGAAUCGGGCACACUUUCUUCAGAGGCGUCUGAUUCUAACAAAGUCCAUCUAAGCAGACGGGGUGGCAUCAUGGCAUCUCUAUAUACAUCUCACCCAGCUGAUAGUGGAUUGACAUUGGGACUCUCUUUAGAGAUCAACCGAAAAUUACAAGCUGUUUUGGAGGAUACAUUACUCAAAAAUAUUACCUUGAAGGAAAAUCUACAAACACUUGGAACAGAAAUAGAACGCCUUAUCAAACACCAACAUGAACUAGAACAUAGAACGAAGAAGACUUAACACAAAGCUCUUACUCGAUAGACAGGCGCAAGCCAAACCAGGAGCAAGUGCCAGUACCCAGUGCCCAGUGCCCAGUACCCAGUACUGUUGGAGACUGUUCCCUAUUUUGUGUGUCAGUCAGUAAAAUAUUUAUUUUGCUUUAUCUGUCUUUAAAAAAAAAAAAUCCUUUUACAAUAUGGAUGCAUUUCUGUGUACACUUUAAGAGUACAGGCUCUGAUGAGAUAUGAUUUUGACUGGUGGCAACCUGCCAUUGAGUCAAAACAAGUUGAUCUGAUUUGCUCAGAGUCACAUGAAAUGCUGAGCAUGACUUUAAUGGCUUUGAAGAACCCCUCCACCAAAUCCCUUCCCUUUCAAAUAUGUAAGGUCCAGAUGAAUCUAACUUUAUAAAAUUAUGUGUGAAAAGACAAUGUUAACCAUUCAGUAGUAUGCUACUUCUCCAACAUGAAGAAAACUACAAUGAUAAAAAAUGUUUGUUUUAACAUAUUUCAGUACAGUUUUGCUCUGUUUUACUCAUGCCAAUGAAUACUUAAGUCUUUUAGUUUUACCAUGUUUUAAAUCUUUUAAUGAGAGCCAAGCUAGUAGGAGAGCUACUACUUGGCAAAUAGCCAUAGCCAGACAUUGUUUGCCUCUGUCAGAUUCUCUUAUCUGUGGGACAUUUUUUCAGAUUUGAACUGAGCCAAUAGCUGAGGUUUUCUUUUUUUUUUUUUUUUUUAACUUCAACCAUAUUAAGUAAUGGUUUUAACUAAUAUGCUCCUUUAGGGAAUUUCUGUGUGUUUCAGUUAUUUUAAAUGAAAUAUGAAGAGGAUUAGUCAUAGAACAGAGAUGAACUAUGAAACUUUGAAACUGUAAUGUUUUUACUAAAGUCAAAUGUAAAGAAAAGUGUUUCAGAUUAUUUGUGAUGAACCAGGCCCUGGAAGAAUCCAGCAUACCAUUGUUACCCAUCCCAUUCGAGCACCAUGCUUUAUAUCUAUAAAUAUCUAAAUCAGAAGUCGAAUUAUCAUACACUCCAUGAAUGUGAUGGAUUCCACCAUAUUUAUUUAAAAUACAAAAUGUGUAUAUCUGUGUAACCAAAGGAAUUUUAGAACCAAGUUUGUAGCCUCUUGCAUUUUUUACAGUAUUUAUUUAAAUGUGCUUUAUGUGUUGCCAGUCUUAGUAUUUUUGUUAUUGAAUUUUUUCUCACCUUUAAUAAGUUUUCUCACCUUAUUUUAAUUUUUGUGCAACUCUCUUCACAUUCCCUUCUACUUAUAUUUCUCUGUAGUAAGCUCCUUUGACUUGUACACUGAUGUUGCACAUAAGUCUUUUUAUUUUUCAUUUUUACAUUUUUUACCCUCCCUUUAGAGAAGUCAGAUUUGGGAGUGAUGAGUUAAAGCCUUUUAAAAAAGUAUAUGAUUUUAAAAGUCAGGACUCUAAUGGAAAUGUAUCUUUAAUAUACUUUAACAAAUUUUAAAUCAAUAUAAUGCUGUUUAAUAAGACCAUUUACUGAGGCUUACAUAACUUAAUGUACUCCAUACUUUUGCUGUGUUCUAUAUGUAGUCAUUCCAAAACAGAAUCUUUUUGCUUCCAAUUGGAACUAUAAGUUUAAAGCCAUUAUUUUUACAAGAACUAUGAGAAGUAUUAGUCUUACCACAAAGUGUUUUAUUCUUUUUACCAAUAACUUAUCAAAAUAAGGAGAACAAGAGGGCACGUGCAAUCAGGUCUGAAUUACCCCCCCAUUUCUUUCCACAUAGGAUAGCCAGAAUAAUGAAGUUGUAUGGCUUCUGAUAGAAUAUUGCUUCACAUACUGCAACAGUUUGUUUUUCUUUCCUCUAAGACACAAAACGUAAUGGAGACCAGGCAGUAAUCAGAUCCAUGUGUGUGUUGUGUCUGUGCCCUUAAAACAUAUAUGCAUUUACUGCAUAUAACAAGUGCAACAGUUCAUGACACACACUUGUGCCACUGUUCGUUUGAAGAAGUUUAAUGAUGGAAUUACCUUAGAAAAAAACUGUUAUAAUUCAUAUUUUUACUUAAUGUUGUCUACCACUGUCAUAACGUAAAAAACUAUGGGACACAUUUGAAGAAAAUGCUUUAGUUUCCUCUUAUUCUGUUUCUACGAUAGCCUUUUGUCUAUGUCUCAGAACUGCAGAUUUCUGUCUGUAGGUUGAAUAACACUCUGCUCCUGAUAGAAGGAUGUAGAAGGCCUUCUACUCCUGUUGUAUUGAGUAUAUGAAGAGAAGAAUGAAGUAUCUGAUGGGAGAGGAAAUGGUUAGGGAUAUACCUGAGAUGUAGGGGAAUUUUUCUUUUUUCUCUAAGAACUAGGGCAUUUCCUGUGUGUGACUUCACCACUCCUGGGCUAUUGUGAGACACAAGGAGGGAGGGAGGGAGGGAGAGAUACCACAGCUCUGUCGUCAUCAUCAUUAUCAUCAUCACUUCCCUAGGUGCCGUGGUGCUGCUACAUGGUGCCGGGACGUGAACCUGGGCCAUGUGAAUGACAAGGCACGUUCCUUACCCAGUGAGCUGUCUCUUUGGCGUAAAACUUGCCUUUUACUUUUAUUAAUUGGAUACUUCCAAGUCUGUUUUGGCUACUUAGUAGUAUUUUGGUUUCUUUAAGCGGGAAGGCGUAUGUGUGUGCAUGCGUGUGCGUGUGUAUGUGUGCGUGUGUGUGUGUGUGUGUGUGUGUGUGUGUGUACACACUAAUUUUUAGUUUAUAGUGAAUGCUUACUGUGACUCCCAUUUCCCCAUACCACUUUAACUGAAACCUAAAUUUUAAGGAUGGAAAGUGGUGACUUCAGGUGGAAGACUGAGUUUGAACACGUUUCUUUUAAUUUUUUCUCAUCUUCAUGAUUUAAAGCAAUUUACCAUAAAAUUAAAUUUUGUUGGGAGGCUACCAAUAUACUUAGAGUCAAGUGAAAAUAGCCAGGAAGCAGGAAGGCGUAGUUUUGAAUCUCUGUGACUCACAUUGGGUCCCUUGUCACUGGGCUGGGAAUGGGGAGAUUAAUACACUUGUGCCCAGGAGUCUGAGUCUGGCAUGAAGCCGUGGGAGGUGAGUGCCUGCUGGCUGAGGUGUGCUGAGAGCAGAUUGCUGUUUUCAUGGUGGUGGUUCAUCUUUCCUCAUGCUUGUCACAGUUUGAUGUUCAAGUAUUCUUUAAUAAAAAGGAAAAACAAAUCCAAAGACUAUAAAAUGGCACCUGAUUGUGCCAUUUUAGUAAAUUAUUGCCUACUUGAUGCUUAUCAAAAUGAAUCUAAUCAUGUUGUUAUUCUAGUUUCCAAACAUUGCUUUGCAGAAUAUCAUUGUCUAGAGAUUUUUACAUGUAAAUUUUGAUGAAAAUUUGCUUGUAGAAGGAAAAAAAUUAGAUACUUUUAAUAUCAUGUUAUAUGCACUACCCUUAUGAAAAUGUUUAUAUAAACCAUCUUGUUUGGUAUGUUUAAUUUGCCUUAUGAAUAUUGACUCCAGCCACCUAUUUUUAAUAACUUUUUUAAACAAAACAAUUCUUUUUUUCAACACUACAAUUAAUUUUUAACACCAAUUAAAGACAUUAGAGGCCAGAAAUUUAUCAAGGCUAAAACAGGGAAAUUAACUGAAAAAAAAUUAAAAUAUUAAGAAUUUUCAGGAGAAUAAAUGAAAGAUAUAAUUGUAUAUUAAUAUGUAUUUUUCUUCUGGAAUGGUAUUCUUUUGCAGAUGCAUGUGGCUUUCCAUUUUGACUGCAGUGAUGAAACUGGUUUAUCUUCCAAAGUUCAUAUAUAUACAUAUAUAUGUGUGUGUGUUCAUUGUACAGAUAUCUUUAAUUUGAUUACACUGUUCAUUUUGUAAAUAUGUUUCUGUAUAAAGAAACUUUUGAAGAGAAUUUUAUGUAUAUAUUGUACUUAUUAAAUAGGUAAUGCCUGUUUACCAAA
This is a messenger RNA of Erinaceus europaeus (western European hedgehog), 6810 nucleotides long. It is a transcript of the gene CCDC186, whose product is annotated as coiled-coil domain containing 186. NCBI's taxonomy places the organism in Eukaryota, Metazoa, Chordata, Mammalia, Eulipotyphla, Erinaceidae. Bases 223 to 2940 code for a protein of 905 amino acids. Gene Ontology annotation, biological process: vesicle cytoskeletal trafficking. The transcript is spliced from 17 exons. Gene Ontology annotation, molecular function: small GTPase binding. Gene Ontology annotation, cellular component: trans-Golgi network. The record is from RefSeq and is a predicted model, not a curated record.